This is a messenger RNA of Polypterus senegalus (gray bichir), 2835 nucleotides long. Its product is annotated as gap junction alpha-5 protein-like. NCBI's taxonomy places the organism in Eukaryota, Metazoa, Chordata, Cladistia, Polypteriformes, Polypteridae. Bases 391 to 1446 code for a protein of 351 amino acids. Gene Ontology annotation, cellular component: connexin complex. The transcript has 3 exons. Gene Ontology annotation, biological process: cell communication. The record is from RefSeq and is a predicted model, not a curated record.
AGUAGCCAGCAGACAGCUGCUACUAUUCAUCAGGCUGUUGUUCCUUGUUCCUUUGUGGUGUUUCUUCCGAAUCUGAGUGCGGAGUUUAUGCUGCUGUUUCCUUCAAGAACAUCAGGAAAAUCUUCUCUGUGUGUCAGCUACAAACAGGGGUCACCUGAAAUAGGAAUGAUCUAUUUCAUGGUCAUCUCUGUGUCUGUAGAUGCCUGAGGUGUCCAGCACUUGAGCUACUUCUGUCAAUCUGGAUUGUCUACCCUCUCCUUUUUGCCUCAUCAGAGAGGUGAUCAGUCUAAAAGUGAGGUGCAGCAUGGUUCAUCAUCUGGGACAUUCCAGCUAGCUCUUGAGGCUUACCUGUCCUUUUCUAAGAACUUUUACACAUUGGGCUGAGCAGUGAUGGGUGACUGGACCUUCUUAGGAAAUGUUCUCGAUAAAGUUCAACAGUACUCAACAAUGGUGGGAAAGGUCUGGCUGACUGUUUUAUUCAUUUUCCGUAUCCUAGUCUUAGGCACAGCAGCUGAGUCUUCCUGGGGCGAUGAGCGGACUGACUUUCUAUGCGACACCCUUCAGCCUGGCUGCACAAACGUUUGCUAUGAUAAGAUGUUCCCAAUCUCCCACAUCCGUUAUUGGGUUCUCCAGUUUAUAUUUGUUUCCACCCCCUCACUCAUCUACAUGGUACAUGCUUUACAUUUGGUUCAUAUGGAGCAAAAGAAGAUGCAGAAUGAAGACAGUGAAAGAUCUCCGCCAAGGCAUAAGGAGUAUCCUGAAGAAACAGAAGAACCUAUUGUGAAGAUUCCAUUGAAGGGAGCUUUACUCAAAACAUAUGUGUUUAGUAUCAUCAUAAGAACCAUCAUUGAAGUGGCCUUCAUUUUGGGCCAGUAUUACUUGUAUGGAAUAUUACUUAAAGUGCUUUAUGUCUGCCAAUCCUCACCUUGCCCAAAUGCUGUCAACUGCUACAUAUCCAGGCCUACUGAGAAGAAUGUAUUCAUUGUGUUUAUGCUUGUUGUUGCUGCACUGUCACUUUUGUUGAGUUUACUCGAACUUUACCAUCUUGGCUGGAAGAAAGUGAAAGAAUGUUUACAGAGCUAUAAAGUGCCGCCCUCACAAGAUGAUGCUAUCCCUGCCACCAGUGAAGGCCAGGUUAAAAUCGCACGGGCCUGCACACCACCACCAGACUUUGAUCAAUGCCUUGUGCAACCAACUUCUCAUUGUCAGGCAUUCAGUGACAAGAUGGCUCACCAGCAAAACUCAGUCAAUCUGGCAACAGAGCUUCAUAGAAGCAGUGAUAACCUGGGUCAGGAAGAUUUUCUGCGCAUAAAUUAUAUGCAAGGCUGUAAUGAAUCUAAUGCAGCACCCACUGUAUAUAUUGACAGCUUUUUAAAGGGAAAGUGCAGACUCAGUAAGGCAAGUGGAUCCAGUAAUAGAGUAAGAACAGAUGACUUAACUGUAUGAAAAAAUAAUACUGCUGCUAUGAAAAUGAACCAUCUUUAAACAGGGUGACCAUAUUUGAGUGGUAGAUGCCUUCCUCCUUAUAAUAUGUGGAAUAUUCCCAUGAAAUUGUAUUCCCCCAGUUUCUUGCAUGUGAUCCUGUCCAAACUAUUUUGUAAGCGCCCACCUUAUUAUGCACCAUAUGACCCUUCAGUUCAAGGUCUGUGAAGAUCUCACAAGGUACACUUGCUUUGAGCAAGUCUGACAGAUGCUGAAGAUGACUGAUCACUCUACAUUUGUGAACUUCAGCAAGACAAUGGUCCAACAGCAUCGAUCCAGCAUGUCGGACACAACCAUCCAGCUGGGGUUUUCAUAUUCAACAAGAUCUAAGGUGCAUAGAGGGUAGACCUUCAAAAAAACAACAUCCAGUGACCAGAAAUACAUGUAAGAAUAGAGAAGCAGGGAAACUGGGAAUAAUAAUGCAGGUUAAUACUCUAAGAAACUACAAUGGGAUUCAGAAUGACACAUCUCAAACUCAUCUUGUUGCAUCCUGUCCUGGGUGGAAUAUAGUAGCAGUUAUCCCACUGGGACCUGCUCUUAUUGGGACUAUCAGCAACAGGUUGGAAGUUCACUCCUCCUGGACAAUUGUGAUAUGGAAAAACAUCACAUUGUCCAAUAAAUUCUGGUUCCACUUAUCACAGCAUGAAGCAAUCAAUCCAUUUUUGCUCUGCUAACACUGCAGGCCGGUGGUGGUGACAUAAUAGUUUGGUCAGAGGAUAUACUGUAGAAAAGCCUCUCUGUUGUCCUCCAAAAUUGUUGGUGACUAGGUACAAUGCUAUGUGGCAAUCAUUUAUUAUUCUGUUUUUGACUACUACUAGUAUGCGUAUGUACCAUGUCAUCAGGUAUAUAUAACAUGAGAAUGCUUCCAGGAAUGUGAGAAGAACUUUAGAGCAAUAAUCUGCUACAGUCCAGUCUUUAGAAACUGAAAUACAAUCACUUGCCAAUGGGUCAAUUGUCCAAUUUAUUUUAAAGUUUAUGUCUCAUCGAAUUCUGACUUUAAUGUGAACUGAAAGGGGAGUUAUUUUAUAUAAUGAAGUACUCAGUGUGGAUAUGUAAUGAUGAUAUACUGUAAAUAGGAGAGAAUACAGUAUAUACAUUAUAAAUGUAUCAAUCAAUGUGUUAAGGUCAUACACAGGAACUUAUACUGAGUAUCAUGUUUCACACUCAGACACUUAUCAAAGCAAAGUUCAGGUUGUAAAUUGCACAUCCAGUAACUUCUUUCUUAAGCACAACAACACCAACUUUUACAGCUCUUUAUGUUUAGGCAAAAGUGAUUCUUUUUUGUAACAAUAUAGAAAGCAAAGAAUGUCAAUAAUUACUUGGAAUAAAGCAGAACUAUCAUUGUGAAACUGA